AAACAAUUAAUUUCAGCCAGCCAACUCUGCCCCUGUCUCUCUCUCCUCUCUUUCUCUCUCUAACAGUGAUAGAUGUUCUGAUCUAUCUUUCAAUUAUUUACUCUUCCCUCAUACGCACAAAACAGGAGAAGAAAAAUCGUCUCUCUAGAUACAGAUACAGAGAGAUUGAUCGGACGGGGUGAUUUAAUCUGACGGUGGAGAAUGGAAGAGCGAGGGAGGGGAUGCUGUCCGUCGAUGGAUCUGAUGCGUUCGGAGGCGAUGCAACUCGUCCAACUCAUCAUCCCUAUCGAGUCCGCUCACCUCGCCGUUUCUUAUCUCGGUGACCUCGGUCUUAUCCAAUUCAAAGACCUAAAUGCCGAAAAAAGCCCAUUCCAGCGAACAUACGCCAUUCAGAUUAAAAGAUGCGGAGAAAUGGCACGUAAAUUGAGAUUUUUUCGGGACCAAAUGUUAAAGGCAGGGUUGCCACCUCCAGCAAUAUCUGGGACACAGCCCAUUAUCACUUUGGACGACCUCGAGGUCAAACUUGGUGACCUUGAGGCAGAGCUAAUUGAAAUAAAUGCCAACGGCUCAAAGUUGCAGCGCUCCUACAAUGAACUAGCGGAAUACAAGCUUGUUCUACAAAAGGCUGGUGAUUUUUUUCACUCUGCCUUGAGCAGUGCCGAGGAGCUUCAAAGGGAACACAGUCAAAGCGGUGAAGAGUCCUUGGAAACUCCCUUGUUGUCUGAGCAGGGAACUACUACUGAUCCAUCAAAGCAAGUUAAGCUGGGAUUUAUUACAGGACUUGUUCCUAGGGAAAAGUCUAUGGCAUUUGAGAGGAUUUUGUUUCGAGCUACCAGGGGUAAUGUUUUUCUGAAGCAGGCUACAAUCGAUGAGCCAGUCAUUGACCCUGGAACAGGAGACAAGGUUGAAAAGAAUGUAUUCGCCAUCUUCUUUUCUGGAGAACGGGCAAGAGUCAAAAUUCUCAAAAUAUGUGAAGCUUUUGGAGCAAAUCGGUAUUCUUGUAAUGAGGACUUGGGCAAGCAGUCUCAAAUGAUCACUGAGGUCUCUGGGAGACUAUCAGAGCUGAAGACUACAAUAGACGCAGGACUUGUUCACCGUGGAAACCUACUACAAACUAUUGGAGAACAAUUUGAGCAGUGGAAUUUGAUGGUGAGGAAGGAGAAAGCCAUAUAUCAUACUCUGAAUAUGCUCAGCAUUGAUGUCACCAAGAAAUGUUUAGUGGCUGAAGGGUGGAGUCCUGUUUUUGCAGUAAAACAGGUUCAGGAUGCACUACAUCGGGCGACACACGACUCCAAUUCACAAGUCAAUGCUAUUUUUCAAGUCUUGCGAACACGUGAGAUGCCACCAACCUUUUUCCGAACAAACAAAUUCACUACAGCUUUCCAAGAGAUAGUUGAUGCCUAUGGAGUGGCCAAGUAUCAGGAAGCAAAUCCUGGUGUAUUCACUAUCGUUACAUUCCCGUUUCUUUUCGCCGUCAUGUUUGGGGAUUGGGGACAUGGCAUAUGCCUUUUACUUGCGACGUCAUAUUUUAUUAUCAGAGAAAAAAAGCUCUCCAGUCAGAAACUUGGAGACAUCAUGGAAAUGACUUUUGGUGGGCGUUAUGUUAUUAUGUUGAUGGCGCUAUUCUCAAUUUACACUGGGUUGAUUUAUAAUGAAUUUUUCUCCGUGCCAUUUGAAUUAUUCGCUCGUUCAGCAUAUGUAUGUCGUGAUCCAGAAUGCAGGGAUUCUACUACGAUAGGCUUGAUCAUGGCACGAGACACUUACCCGUUUGGAGUCGAUCCUGCGUGGCAUGGUACACGCAGUGAGUUGCCAUUUCUUAAUUCAUUGAAAAUGAAAAUGUCAAUCCUACUUGGAGUUGCCCAGAUGAACCUUGGAAUAGUAUUGAGCUUUUUUAAUGCCCAGUUCUUCAAAAAUAGGAUUAAUACAUGGUUCCAGUUUAUUCCCCAGAUAAUAUUCUUGAACAGUCUGUUUGGCUAUCUUUCUAUCCUUAUCAUCAUUAAAUGGUGCACUGGUUCGAAAGCCGAUUUGUAUCAUGUGAUGAUCUACAUGUUUCUGAGUCCUACCGACGACCUUGGCGAAAAUCAGCUUUUCUCUGGUCAAAAGAUGACUCAGCUUGUGUUAUUACUAUUGGCGUUUGUCUCUGUCCCUUGGAUGCUGCUGCCAAAGCCUUUCCUUCUGAAGAUGCAACACAAUAGGCACCAAGGAGGAGCCUAUGCACCUCUUCAAGACUCGGAAGAGUCUUUGCAAUCAGGAGCAAAUCACGAUUCCCAUGGUCACGAAGAGUUUGAAUUCAGUGAAGUAUUUGUACAUCAGCUCAUUCACACAAUAGAAUUUGUGCUUGGGGCAGUUUCAAACACAGCUUCUUAUCUUCGUUUGUGGGCACUCAGCCUUGCACAUUCGGAGUUAUCAAGUGUGUUCUAUGAGAAAGUUCUUCAACUUGCAUGGGGGUACAACAAUGUAAUUAUCCUUAUUGUUGGAAUCAUCAUCUUCAUCUGUGCAACUGUGGGAGUAUUGCUUGUAAUGGAAACUCUCAGUGCCUUCUUGCAUGCAUUAAGGCUUCACUGGGUGGAGUUCCAGAAUAAGUUUUACGAGGGAGAUGGAUACAAGUUUUAUCCUUUUUCGUUUUCCUUGAUUGAUAUCGAAGAGGAAUGAGAGAGACUCUACCAAGUCACAACUAUAAUUAAUAUAUAUGGUGGGUUGAUUUGCAUGUUCUAUAUUUCAUUAAUAUGGAUGCCAUGCAUAGAGUUUUUUUGCAUUGAGUGCCGUCUCUCCGUGCGUUCGUAUUAUUUGCCAUUGUGAGGAAUAAGCAGGCUUUUUGUUGAGGCUUGCAGUUGCUAAGUUUAUUGCCACAGCGACGACCAAGAACACCGUUUGUGUAAUUUAUUAUUCUAUUUAUUUUAUUUAUGCAGAUUAUCAUUUUCACAACUUUGUAUUUAUAAACAAGAAAAUGUUAAUGGUGUCCGUUUUAUGUUUCUUGUUUUCUAG
This is a messenger RNA of Erythranthe guttata (spotted monkey flower), 2985 nucleotides long. RefSeq names its product V-type proton ATPase subunit a2. Gene Ontology annotation, cellular component: vacuolar proton-transporting V-type ATPase complex; vacuolar proton-transporting V-type ATPase, V0 domain. Gene Ontology annotation, biological process: proton transmembrane transport; vacuolar acidification. Lineage: Eukaryota; Viridiplantae; Streptophyta; Magnoliopsida; Lamiales; Phrymaceae. Gene Ontology annotation, molecular function: proton-transporting ATPase activity, rotational mechanism; ATPase binding. The record is from RefSeq and is a predicted model, not a curated record.